AUGGCAUAGGGAGGCAGUCAGUCAUAUUGAAGUUGUUGCGCUAUAACGUCAUAGGACACAUAACGUAAACAUGGCGGAUCGCAUUAUACUCAAGGAGAUUUGGCUGUAGAGUACGUACUCUUUUAGCACUCGUUAAGUACUUAUUGAAAUGAAGUACCAACUUAGUGAGUACACCAUUUCAGACGCAGCCAUACUCAACGAGAUUUGACGCUUUUUCGAUGACGCCAUCACUAGCGCGCGCUCACGCACUCGUCAGCGCCGAGUCUUCUGAGGAGAGACAUUCAUCUCCAUUGAAGCUCCUCCCACGACAAUCACACAUUUAGUAAUUCAGCAAUAAAUGCUAAAGUGAAGUCGAGCAUCAGAUCAUCAGGAAGAGCUGAAAUCUGUAAAGACUGAGUUUAUUAAAGAGGACAGAGAGAAGAUGAGAGAUCCAGAACCCUGCAGAAUCAAACACACUGAAGAUACUCAAGAAGAAACAGAGUUGAUUGAAGAAGACGAAGAGGAUGAAGAAUUAAGUGAAAUUGAUAUGAAUAAUCAUGUCAAAACUGGAGAACAACUUUUGAAUUGCUUUCAAACCAAACAGAGAGAUUUAAUGAAAAGUGCCGAGAAAUCUUUCACCUGCACUCAGUGUGGAAAGGAUUUCUUAUUGAAACAUCAUUUUGAUGUUCACAUGAGAGUUCACACUGGAGAGAGACCAUUCACUUGUGAUCAAUGUGGGAAGAGUUUCACACAAUCAUCAAGUCUUAAGUUACACAUGAACAUCCACACUGGAGAAAAACCACACAAGUGUUCACACUGUGACAAGAGAUUCAGUCAGUCAGGAGAUGUGAAAGCACAUGAGAGGAUCCACACUGGAGAGAAACCAUACACAUGUGAUCAGUGCGGGAAGAGUUUUACACGAAGACAACAAUUUAAGGCACAUGUGAGAGUUCAUACUGGAGAGAAACCGUACAAGUGUUUAUACUGUAACAAGAGAUUCAGUCAGUCGGGAAACCUGAAGACACACAAGAGGAUCCACACUGAAGAGAAACCGUAUCACUGCACUGAAUGUGGGAAGUGUUUCAAUCAUUCAGUUUCUUUACGCAGUCAUACAAAAAACUAUCACAGCAAGUACUCCUCCCACGACAAUCACACAUUUAAUAAUUCAGCAAUAAAUGCUAAAGUGAAGUCGAGCAUCAGAUCAUCAGAAAAGCUGAAAUCUGUAAAGACUGAGUUUAUUAAAGAGGACAGAGAGAAGAUGAGAGAUCCAGAACCCUGCAGAAUCAAACACACUGAAGAUACUCAAGAACAAACAGAGUUGAUUGAAGAAGACGAAGAGGAUGAAGAAUUAAGUGAAAUUGAUAUGAAUAAUCAUGUCAAAACUGGAGAACAACUUUUGAAUUGCUUUCAAACCAAACGGAGAUAUUUAAUGAAAAGUGCCGAGAAAUCUUUCACCUGCACUCAGUGUGGAAAGGAUUUCUUAUUGAAACAUCAUUUUGAUGUUCACAUGAGAGUUCACACUGGAGAGAGACCAUUCACUUGUGAUCAAUGUGGGAAGAGUUUCACACAAUCAUCAAGUCUUAAGUUACACAUGAACAUCCACACUGGAGAAAAACCUCACAAGUGUUCACACUGUGACAAGAGAUUCAGUCAGUCAGGAGAUGUGAAAGCACAUGAGAGGAUCCACACUGGAGAGAAACCAUACACAUGUGAUCAGUGCGGGAAGAGUUUUACACGAAGACAACAAUUUAAGGCACAUGUGAGAGUUCAUACUGGAGAGAAACCGUACAAGUGUUUAUACUGUAACAAGAGAUUCAGUCAGUCGGGAAACCUGAAGACACACAAGAGGAUCCACACUGAAGAGAAACCGUAUCACUGCACUGAAUGUGGGAAGUGUUUCAAUCAUUCAGUUUCUUUACGCAGUCAUACAAAAAACUAUCACAGCAAGUAGAUCAUCUUCAGAUCCAGCUCUUUCAGAUCUGAUGCAGCAUACUCAACCGAUGAGACACAAUUAUGCAUCAAGCAGUGAAAUAUCAUCUGGAUGAAUCUCUCAUUACAAGUGACAUGACAAAGAAACAUCUGAAGUUUUCACAGUGAAUAAAGUUCAUCUUCAAAAGCAGCAGAUUCAACUGUGAGAUUCAGAUCAACUCAAAGAUGGAGUUCCUCUCCAAAAAAACAAUGUCACAAAUUAGAAUAGAAUAAAAUAAAUGCCAUUGCCUGUCCUCUCAGGAUACCUGGAAUCACUGGAACAAGUAUUCCAGGAACAUCGUUUUCCCAUGUUUCCAUCUACAGAUGUCUGAGUUCUGCUCCCUGUGCAACUGAUACUCGACUGCCAUUGGCUCUUCUGCGUUAGAGGGAAGGGGUUUACCUGUAGGUCAUUAUUCAAAGCUUUCUAACACGGUUUAUGCUAAAAAUAAAUGACACCUUUCAAAUGUUUUGUUCCAUUACAGCCAGUUAUCUGGUUCUACAGCUGAUUCUUUGUUUUAUUAUAUUUUAUAAAAAUAACAUCAUUGCCAAAGUCAUUAAUUUGUGUCUGUGUACUGGCAAUAAAAUAAGUGAAUAAAAAAAAUUCAUGAAUUAAA
Messenger RNA from Carassius auratus (goldfish), 2561 nucleotides. Its product is annotated as zinc finger protein 235-like. The record is from RefSeq and is a predicted model, not a curated record. Gene Ontology annotation, cellular component: nucleus. Bases 422 to 1930 code for a protein of 502 amino acids. Gene Ontology annotation, molecular function: RNA polymerase II transcription regulatory region sequence-specific DNA binding; DNA-binding transcription factor activity, RNA polymerase II-specific. The transcript has 5 exons. NCBI's taxonomy places the organism in Eukaryota, Metazoa, Chordata, Actinopteri, Cypriniformes, Cyprinidae. Gene Ontology annotation, biological process: regulation of transcription by RNA polymerase II; embryo development.